AAUGCAUUGGGACUUUUAGUCUAACCAGCGAACGAAGAACAUAGAAGCUCUUGUGGAAGCCAAACUAGUCUAUUAGUCUCAGUCGCGUCGAAAUCAAAAUUCAAAAAUCUUGAAAUCAACGCGACAUUCGCAAGUCUAUUUCCGAAAACAGCCGUCAAAUUCAUUUGCUAUAUUAUUGAAAAUAAAUAUGGUACCUUUGGAGAUAGGAGAUCGGAUUGUCAUAAGGUAUCAUGACUACAUGCAAAAUUUAACAGUUACCAAAGUAAAUGACAAAAAUCUUGAACAACCUGAAGAGUAUCGCGUUAAACUUCAAGGAAUAUGUGGGCAAUUUUUUGACAUGUCCUCGAUGAAUAUCCUUACCAAUGUUAUCAAAAAGAAAGAAGUAUUUAACAUCGCAUGUAUUGACAAAAAUGAACUCGUAUUGACAUAUUCAACAUCUAAAAAAAGUCUAAACACUCAGAUUUGGAAUGCUAAAAAUUUGAAACCCAAAAACUUAUGA
Messenger RNA from Daktulosphaira vitifoliae (grape phylloxera), 499 nucleotides. RefSeq lists its product as uncharacterized. The coding region runs from base 188 to 499 and encodes 103 amino acids. The record is from RefSeq and is a predicted model, not a curated record. The transcript is spliced from 2 exons. NCBI's taxonomy places the organism in Eukaryota, Metazoa, Arthropoda, Insecta, Hemiptera, Phylloxeridae.